AUGGGCAAAGUUAACGAUGAGGAUAUGGACUACGAGGCUGCGAUGGAAGAUGAUGAAGCCUCGUUUGACGGAGAACCUAACGUCGAUGAAGAACUGAGCGACAUUGUUGAGUCGCAUACUCCUUUGAUGGUUGAAGCAGACACAAUCCAUUUUUUUCGAACAGAUAUGGAAUUUCACAGUAAAGAGGAUGAUGUUUCGUAUGCUAGGAGAUGUAGCCGUAGGCAUGGAGUAGUUGUGGUUGUCAAAAGAUUAGACUUAAACGAUCAGAAGAGAACUCCUAGGAUAUUUGGGUGUCAGAGGAGUGGAGGAUACAGGGCAAGAGGUGUUCCAAAGAAGAGAAAAUCAUCAACAAAGAAAUGUCAAUACCCUUUUUCUGAAAGCUCAAGUAGACUAAGUGCAGAGGAGAAGGAAAUUGUUGAGAGGCUAAGCAGGUCAGGGGUGAAGGCAAGAGAAAUAUUGAAUCACCUGAAGCUCAAGGAUCCUACAAAUGCAUCAACAAUCAAGAUACUCUACAAUGCUAGAACUGCUCCAAGGCUUUCUGAGACUGCUAGUAAGUCACAUAUGCAACAGUUGUUCACGUUAUUAACUGAGAAUGGGUACGCUACAAGACAUUGUUAUGAACCAAAAACUGAGGAAUUACAAGACUUGUUCUGGUGUAACUCUACUUCAAUUCAACCGGCCAGAGCUUUUCCUUUUGUUUUUAUGCUAGACUGCACAUACAAUACCAACAAAUAUAGGCUACCUUUGUUGCAAAUUGUUGGAGUUACUUCUACAAAGAAGACAUUCUCUAUUUGUUUUUGCUAUAUGAGUGCAGAGAAAGAAUACAAUUAUGUGUGA
Tripterygium wilfordii is the source of this 837-nucleotide messenger RNA. RefSeq names its product PKS-NRPS hybrid synthetase CHGG_01239-like. The record is from RefSeq and is a predicted model, not a curated record. The transcript has 4 exons. NCBI's taxonomy places the organism in Eukaryota, Viridiplantae, Streptophyta, Magnoliopsida, Celastrales, Celastraceae. Bases 1 to 837 code for a protein of 278 amino acids.